This is a messenger RNA of Puccinia graminis f. sp. tritici CRL 75-36-700-3, 1077 nucleotides long. RefSeq lists its product as uncharacterized. NCBI's taxonomy places the organism in Eukaryota, Fungi, Basidiomycota, Pucciniomycetes, Pucciniales, Pucciniaceae. The record is from RefSeq and is a predicted model, not a curated record. The coding region runs from base 1 to 1077 and encodes 358 amino acids. The transcript is spliced from 4 exons.
AUGUCUGUUGUUCGGGCUCCCAACCAUCCUGCAACUUUCAAUGGGCAUUUCCAACCCAUAGCCGAUGUAUGUCAAAUCCAUCCAUCCUCCCCUUUUUGCUCAGCUGACCCCUUCGAUCGGUCUAUCGCCGAAUCUGUCCGCGCAAACCAGUACAGUUAUGUGAAAACCACCAGUUUUUUCCAAUGUGGAGGUAUCAAUUCCGAAAAGAACGAAGACUUCGAAGUCGAGCUUGUCACAAAUACCGCACUCAACAAUACAUUAACUGCAGACUCUAUCUACAGUUUAAGUGGCAAACUCAUUGCGCUCAAUGAUGGAUCGACCCCGAUCCUCUCCUACUUUCAAGAUACUGUGGUCCGUGUUGGCCCAACUGGUCAGGCCCAACCUGACUUCACCAACAAAUCAACUGUGACCAGCCUUGGGAUGGUCACUUCCCGCCGGGAGGUCGCCUCAAAUGCUUCAGACUCUGGUAGUCACCUAGAAGUUAUUGUUGCGCAUUGUGAUUGGGACGGCCAAGAGCGAGUCCAUCGACGUUUCAACAUUAAGUACAUUGUCCCUGGUACUAAAAACCUUGUGAAGACGCAUACCUUAUACCAAGUCGGCCGGGAAAUCAAUAUUAUUGGACAAUUAGUCGACUUUCACAUGGAGGACCAUAUGGCUGUCGUAGUUGUCUCAUUGGUCUCCGUAACAUCCGGACACCAAACUGGCCGAGUCAACACCAGUAAUCCAACCGCAUCCAGCUCUUCUCCCAUUCAAGGAAGAAAAUUUACUAAAUUUUUGGCAAAGACAAAUUGUUCAAGUGGCCCGUCAACCCCCCAAGCCAACAAGCAAACGUUACCCAUGCAGUCUACUUCAGGUGCCACAUCAAGCUUGCAGCGGGGCCCGACCCCCGAUCUAACCACAAAAGGAAAGUCAAAGGCGAUGUCUGACUCUGAUACUGACGUUGACAAGCCCUCAGACAAUGAUGGAUCUGAACACAGUGAUGACAAUGUUCAUGAUUCCCCUCCACCGCAAACAAAACGUGGGCGUCCACGCAAGAAUAUCGUCAAAGAAGCCGCCAAAAGGAUGAGGAAGCAUUGA